CGACCUUACUUCCCCACAGGCUGACUUUCGAUUCAAAUUAUCAAGUGUAAUCGCGGCCAACCGAGGCCAGCAUAAAAAUGCAUCUAGCAAAAAGCCAAACUGUAUCUGGCCAGCCUGUCGUCUACAGGGCAGCCCGCGAGGAUUUCGGUGCGGCGUGCGAUGAGAGCCAGCAGACUUCCCUAAGGACGCUUUCAGUGGUGAUUCCAGAACACCGCCAAAAGGUUGCAACCAUGAUGAGUCUUUCCGAGGCCGAAAUCAGAACCCCUGGCUGUGGCGCUGACCAAAGUCUACAGCCUAGCCGACCGACUAUCAUGCUGCCAGGGGCUUGGGCUAUGGGCGACGGUCUUAUCCUGGAGGCGGACGAAGACUUACCCUGGAGCUACGAUGAAGCACCGGACACGGAAGACUUGGAGAGCUUAGGGACAAGUAUCGCCCGUGCUGCUGGAAGCUUCAGUGCCAGCGUGAGGGGCUACCUGCAAGACCUUGCCAGCGCCCUGACCAGCAGCGACGCUAACGUUACCUCGCCAACCGCUUGCACGCAACCAAUGGACGCUGAGGGCAUUACCGGCGAAUUUUCAUGCUACAAGACGCAAGAGACUCGCAAGCACUGCAGGUACACCCGAGGCGCCGUUCGAGGUCUCAAGCCCCAUGCUUAACGGCACGAUGGCACACCUUGCUCCGCAACACCAGCGAGCGAGCACCGGUACGACACUGCUGCUUGGUUGCAAUAAUAGCGGUGAAUGGAGGGUGCAGUCGUAGGUGCCGGUAUAGCAGAAGGCUGUGGUGCUGCUGCCGUACGGUAAUAAUAUGACCGUCCGUAUGCAUGUCCAAGCGUGCUUUCGUGCGGCAAUCGCACGCAUUGGAAAACCAGCCGGUGUGCUUAGCAUCCGAGCUUCCGUAGGGAGUCGUGCUGGAUGGUAUGGCAGUGUACGACAGCAUUAAAGGAUUGGGUGGGUGACUCGCGUAAUAGUCAUUUUUCGUGGGGUUUUACUUUCUAUGUCCAGGUGCCUAUUACCCAAGGCUGCAGCUAUGCAGAACUUGUCUGGCCAGUAAAGUUACUGAUGACUGAGUGUAUAGAUCUCUGGAGACAAUAGCAGAGGGGAGGGGCUUGGUUGUGCUUGAAGAGCACAAGCAAUUCAUACCAUUGGCUGGCUUAUGGUAUUAGCGUUAGAUGCCAUAGACAGUAGGCUCUGUUCUUUAAUGAUGGUACUCGGUAAAAGCACGUGAACGGAUGCGUUCCUGGGGCGUAUGUCUCGCUCGAUGCUAGCGCGGGAGGGGUAUACGAAAUUUAUCCUGAAUUGUGUUUUUUGUCAACAUAGUUCGUACGAUGCUUGCCAAAUGAAGUGAUCGAAAAGGACAUUCAGUAACCUUGUUAAGCUUGUUGUGAGGGGUGUGUGAUUCAAUGUUAUGAACAAAGCGUUUACCUAUUUAUGACGGGCUUGCACCCGACAUGUACAACGAGGGGGUACCGUAGUUCGUUUAGUGGGUGGCUAUAACAAACACGGGGGAUAGCAGGGUUGCAUGCCGUUAGCAUCGUCGGUUAAUUGGUUUGCUUCAGUGUUUCUAUCCACCAGGUACCUUGGUUGUCUACUUGUGUUCUUGGACUUGGU
This is a messenger RNA of Astrephomene gubernaculifera, 1610 nucleotides long. The record is from the annotation of a GenBank genome assembly. Lineage: Eukaryota; Viridiplantae; Chlorophyta; Chlorophyceae; Chlamydomonadales; Astrephomenaceae.